AUGCGAUCCCAAGUACUGCGUCUAGUUUGCUCCCUCUUAGGGGCGAUCCUGAUUCCCAGCGCCUUAGCACGAAGAGGCGGCAGCGGAGACUCAGAUGGCGAUGGCGGCAGCAGCAGUGGCGGCAGCGAUAGCACUGGCUCCUCUUCCGAUCCCUGCAGCACCCCAGACCAUCCCGCCGUCUGGAAAUGGGACUUGAUCCCGCACAACGCCAACAACCGGACGUCCGGCGGGGUCGAAGGUCGCGACACCAGCUACGACGGGUCGUUCUUUGAGGGCAAAGCCGAGUUGUUCUACAACAUCACCGAGGAAGGAGGACUCACCUGCCACAUGAGCGCCGAGAAUCCGAUCAGCUUGCUCGGAUACGCCUGGAUUGGCCCGCAGGCCCCUUACCCCGUUGGCCCAACAAACCCAAUAAUCAUUGGAUUCAAGGCGUGGGAGUCGCGCAAGCCACUUGAUGAAAUUGAGGACUCGUAUGGAUACGUCGAUUGGGAUCCAGGGAAUUCUAAUGGCUGUCCGGACAGGCCUGACUUGUUUCUUCUUACAACAACGUAUUCAUGGACGGACUGGCGGAAGUCCGAAGAGUUGCUCAGGGUGGUUGGUUACGCCUUCGAUGUGCUUCAUCUGGAUCUCUCUGCAACUGGGGAUUCGGACCUGGGAGAGGUGCAGUUCAGCGGAACAAUGGUCAAUGCAUCAGUGCCUAAGCCCGAAUAUCGGCAUAUGACCAUCAGAAUGCCCGGACGGAUCUGUGGAAUGCAUCGUGUGUUCUCGAUGGACGACGAAGACAUUGAUCGCUUGGGCAUAAGCGGCUCUUUUACGAACACGACACUAGACUUGACUCUUUCCGGUAGAGGCACAGCGGUCGCUAUCUCUUCUUGGUCCAGGAGCAAUAUCACUGUCGAGUUCGAUCUGAAGUUUUCAGGGAGAUUUGACAGUGACAAUUCGACUCAAAAGCUCAGCUUGCAGCAGAGGGACCAAGCGUUGGUGGACUGGGUGCCGAAUCUUGGAAUUCAGAUUAUCCCCAGGUCACUUGGAUGGGUUGGCAGCUUGGUCUGCCUUGGUGCUAUCAUGCUGGGCCUCUAG
Molecule: messenger RNA, 1080 nt
Organism: Aspergillus mulundensis
Lineage: Eukaryota; Fungi; Ascomycota; Eurotiomycetes; Eurotiales; Aspergillaceae
Exons: 1
Coding region: 1-1080 (359 amino acids)
Source: RefSeq, a predicted model, not a curated record